Halichondria panicea is the source of this 1367-nucleotide messenger RNA. Its product is annotated as proteasomal ubiquitin receptor ADRM1-like. Gene Ontology annotation, cellular component: nucleus; proteasome regulatory particle, lid subcomplex; cytoplasm. NCBI's taxonomy places the organism in Eukaryota, Metazoa, Porifera, Demospongiae, Suberitida, Halichondriidae. The transcript has 9 exons. Bases 132 to 1280 code for a protein of 382 amino acids. The record is from RefSeq and is a predicted model, not a curated record. Gene Ontology annotation, molecular function: endopeptidase activator activity; proteasome binding.
UUUUUGUGUUUUGCUAUUGAAAAGGGGAAAGAUCGUGAACUAAUAAUUAUUGUCUCUGUAAAGAAGGGAAGUUACGCUUGUGUGGACCUUGAAAUUGUUAUUGUCCACAAGUGUUCCCUGUGUGUUGAAUAAUGGCUGCUUUGUUCGGAAGCUCUGCUAGUGAUGGACGAAGGGAGCCUCGCAGUUUGGUAGAGUUUAGGGCAGGCAAGAUGACCCUAUCUGGCACUACGGUCACUGCAGACCCAAGGAAAGGGCUCGUCUAUAUGAAGCUAGACGAUGGAUUGGUUCACUUCUACUGGAAAGAUAGGAAAACUGGCAGUGUUGGAGAUGAUUUGAUCAUCUUCCCUGGUGAUGCUGAGUUCAAGCGUGUGUCUCAGUGUACGACUGGGCGUGUGUUCAUACUCAAGUUCAAGGACUCUGCCCGCAAGUACUUCUACUGGAUGCAAGAGCCCAGUGAGGACAAGGACGAAGACCUCAUCAAGAAGGUGAAUGACAUCAUUGAGCACCCACCUGACCCCUCCUCUGUGGCUGCAGAAGGUCUGGCAGGACUCUCUGGACUCUCCGGCCUACCACCUGGGCUCAUGAACAAUCCCCAGCUGAUAGAGCAGCUCAUCAGCUCAGGGGCCAUUCCUCCAGACCUGCUCAGACUGGAUGCACUAGGAGGUCGUGGUGCCUCGUCCUCUAGCAGCCCUCGCUCCACCACUGCAGCCGCUACUGAUGGUCCACCCAGCAGCUCCUCUGCUCGACAGCAGUCCUCCUCCUCAAGGAGACAACAGCCAGUUCAGCAGCAAGAGACCAGACCACCCCCUACCACACAGAGUCAGAUUCAGUUGAGUGACCUCCAGAGUAUUCUGUCGUCUAUAACUAUUCCUGAAGGAGGGCAGGGAGCUCCCCACACAGCUCCCGAGGAUCAUGUGAGUCUGAACGAAGCUAUCACUCCAGAUGUCCUUCGUCCCCUCUCCAACAACUCUGCAGUCCAGGAGCAGGUGUCAGACCACCUCCCCCCAACAUCUGAGGGUGUCCCCACCAUUCUCAACUCUCCCCAAUUCCAUCAAGCCAUGGGGCUCUUUAGCUCUGCUCUCCAAUCAGGACAGCUUGGCCCCCUCAUGGGACAGUUUGGACUGGGGCCUGGAGUAGCAGAGGCUGCUAAUACUGGAAGUGUUCAACGAUUUGCUGCGGCACUGCAGACUGAGCUGAGUGAUGCAGAGGACUCCAAAGAUAAAGAAGACAAGGAGGCAAGCAGCAAAGACAAAGACAAUAAAGACAACGAAACUAAAUAGAAUAAUUUGUCUUAUCUGACUGAGCUCUGUAUUGAGUUGCUGGUAUACUGUAUGCUACUCUAAUCAACCUAUUAUAACAAAUUGAAA